ACGAUGGGCGAUGCGAAGGUAAAACAGCAGCCCUUUUUCGGGAAUCAAGCGCAUCAUCAUCAUCAUCAUCAUAAUCAUCAGUCCGCUACCACGUCGAAAGCAAACGGCACACCAGCAACCAUGGCGACGGUCGUGAUAGAUCCGAAGCAUCCUGUCACAGGUGGGCUACAUCCGGGCAGUCCUCAGCAACCGGGAAAGGAGCCGAUAACGAGUAACAGCAACACACCUGUUGCAGGAAAAGAUAAGAGUCCUGCUAGCUUGAAGUAUGAACAGCUAAAACUCCGCAAGCAAGAGCUAGAAAAGCGACUAAACGAAAAGUACAGCCAGCUGCAGCAAAUAAAGCGCGAAGAAGCACAGCUAAUCGGAAUGUAUCCAAGCGAUUUUAGCUGCGGCAUAGGGUCCGACAGUAUAAAUGGUACAUCUGGAACAACGGGUGGUGGCGGCGCUACGGGAACAGGCAACGGAACAGCCCCAACACUAAGGCGUAAAAUUGGCACCAGCUUUAAGCUGCCGGAAAACCUGUUAAACAACAAAGAGGACGACAUAAACAAGCUACUGCUGGAGAAACAAAUACAACAGCAAAUUUCCGAAGCAUCCCUACGGCUAGCGAACGAUACCGGCCAGCCAAAGUCGGUACGCCGUACACACAAACAGAAUUACGAAAUGGCCCAGCAGAAGCUGCUUGCGAUUAAUCAAAACUUGAGCGUACUCAAGAAGCGUCAGCAGCAGAAAGAACAGCAGCAAAAAGAUCAGCAAGCACAGCAGCAGGAGAACGAUCAACACCGACCGACGUCACGGGAUGAUAUCGAUCUACACAAAACAGCACAGGUGAAUCGAUUCCGUUCGAACAGUAACAGCAGCAGCAUGUUGAUGCACCUUUCCGAACGACGGAAUUCGAUUAAAUCCAACAACUCUUCCAAUGCGUCGGGAAGUAUUAGCGGACAUCAUCUCUUGCAGCAACAGCAACAUCAGCAGCAACAGCAGAUGUUACAAAUACAAAUUCCUGGAGGACACUAUGUUGUCACGCAACAACAGCAACAACAUCACCAGUGUCCGCCAAUAUCGCCCUACUCGAUACACAGCGGUAUUAUACCGUCCGGAUCGCAGAGCAUGACGUCGGCCGCUUCGGCGGCAAUGAUUUCCCAGCUCAGCAUGUUACGGCACCGUGCCCGUACGGAUAGUUUUCCUGGCAUUACAACGGCAAACUAUGAUUCCGUUUCGACGACCGGUUCCGGCACGACGGAUCCUAGCAUUACGAGUGCUGGUAGCAAUGUACAUCCGCACCAUCAUCAUCCGGCGAGAAUGAACCACCGAUUGAUGCAACAGCAAAUGGGACAAAUGAACAGUAAUCCUUCGCCCGGGUACGUGCUUUCACCAACGACCGUUGGUGUAUCGCCGGGAGGAACCGGUCAAGCAUUUGUUUACGACGCGAAAGUGAUCUCACGACUGCAGGGUGGUGCUAGUACGAAUAAUCCACGCUCACCGCAAGCAGUAUCAACGAUGGCUGCUUAUGGACAAAGCGAGCAUAACUAUUGUCCUCCAUUUGCACCAAACGAUAGGCAGCAAGGGAUUGGCUCGUCGGGGUAUGAUUACGGGACGCACGAACCAUCAUCCGCCACAGCACCGGCCGGUCUUGGCGGUUACUGGAUGACGCUGGAAAAUGGGGAAAAGAUGUGGUGUUCCGUCGAUAGUCGUCAGUUUUCGAGUUUAGACCGUAAGCAGCAGCAAACGGCCAGUGGAGCAAACGGCGGCAGCAUGAAACUUUCCCGGACGAGCACCAAACUGAACGGCUCCGGAAAACCAGUUACGGCGGCGGUGAAAUCUUCCUCCUUGGGGAAUUUCCAAGAGUACAUUGGGAAAUCGCCUUCGCUGGAUGAUAACGACACGCUGUCCGUACAGCCGGAUGCAAUCUCCGUUACUUCUGGUUCGAGUGAGCAUAAAAAGCGCGAGAAAGUGUGGCGCGAAACAUCCCUAGAUAGUCCGGUAGUGAAGCAUAAAGCGCUUCCUCCCGUGCCACCACCCGCUUCAUCGUUGGGUCAAAUGUCACCUUCGUCGAUUGGGAGUGGACAUCUGAUGCCACAAUCGCCUCCAUACAUCCCAUCGAAUCCUUCAACUGCUCCGCUUCACAUUAAUACGAACGUUUCCGGGUACGGUGGACCAUCCUCGCCAUUGUUGCUUUCGCCUCAGCAGAUGCGCUAUUAUCAGCAACGUCAGCAGCAAUUGCUGGAGCAACAGCGGCAACGGAUUAAGCAGCAACAGCAGCAACAAUCGCCGAUGGGUUCGAUAGGAGGAGGAUCAACAGGAGAGCAUUACAGCGCCUCCUACACGUAUCAAACUCAGCAGCCCGAACCACAACCGAUGCCACCGUAUCACUGCCGUCACCAACAUCCUCCACCUCCUCCAUUGCCACCACCUAAUCAGCAUCAUUAUCACCAUUCGCAGCAGCUUCAGAACCGAUUGCAACAUCCUCCAUCAGCACCAGCCCAACCACAGCAUCUUGAUCUCCUGCCACCAAUGUCCUCCCAUCAGCAUUCACCUUCCUCUCAUGGUCAUUAUCGUCCGGGGCAAUCGCAUCACCAGCCCGAUCCAGGCUACUAUCCUCACGCGGGACAUCUCUCCAACACGCUCUCCUCCCGUCAUCCGGAUCUGGUCAUAUCGCCCACCCUCUCGCAAGCAUCUUCCCACACACUGACGUCCGUUGUGCAGGCGCUACCGGUCGUCGGUGGUGUGGAAGAAAAUGGCUUUUCCGGUUCAUCCUCACCGACGCCCUCAUCAGGGAAGUUAGCGUCACAGCAGCAACCCCCACCGUCCGACAUUCAGAUGGAAUCACCGAAAAACAUGACCGUCGUACAGCAGGGCAAAAUUAUGCCUUACAAGGAGGUAACGAAACCGUUCGAGAUGUCCGAUUUCUACAAAUAUUCUACCAAAUAUCGGCAGAAGCAGCAGCAGCAACAGCAGCAACUUCAACAGCCAUCACCGGUAGGGCAGGAUAGUGAGACGGCGGCAGGUGGGGAUGGUCUGCAUAAGGGUAUUUAUCAGCCACCGAAUCGUUCCAUUUGUCAACCGAUCGUUAACCACUACAAUUGA
This is a messenger RNA of Anopheles maculipalpis, 3087 nucleotides long. Its product is annotated as DNA N6-methyl adenine demethylase-like. The coding region runs from base 4 to 3087 and encodes 1027 amino acids. The transcript has a single exon. The record is from RefSeq and is a predicted model, not a curated record. Gene Ontology annotation, biological process: establishment of epithelial cell polarity. NCBI's taxonomy places the organism in Eukaryota, Metazoa, Arthropoda, Insecta, Diptera, Culicidae.